GCGGCGAAAGAAUGCAAGAGGCGGGCGGGGAGAUGGGGACCGGCAACAAGGAAAAUUGUUCUCCUGAGCCACACAGAAACGUAUUGAAAACCCCUUUGAAACAAGCAGCUACCUCAGCUUCGGUUUUGACAGAGAUCCAGCCCGACUGUCACCCGCUGACCACUCCCCCAAAACCCAAAGAGAUCCUUCCUGCAGAUCCAUGGACGCCAACUUCGAACCUCAAAAUGCUGAUUAGCGCAGCUAGUCCUGAGAUUAGGAGCAGAGAACAGAGAAAGGAACUGUCAAACAACACAAGUGAGGUCCUACAGGCGAAACACUGUUUGCAGGAGCACUUAUGGGGAGAUGAAUAUGAAAAGUCUCAACCAAGUCGCAAAGAGAAAAGCCUGGGAUUACUGUGCCAUAAAUUUUUAGCUCGAUACCCUGAUUACCCCAGCACUGCAGAGCAUAAUUUCAUCUGCCUUGAUGAAGUAGCUGAAGAACUUAGUGUGGAACGCAGACGCAUCUAUGAUAUUGUGAACGUGCUAGAGAGCCUACACAUGGUGAGCCGCCUGGCCAGAAACAGAUACGUGUGGCACGGGCGACAUCAUCUCUCCAAAACCCUGCAGGCUUUGAAAAAAGUUGGAGAAGAGAACAAAUACACACAACAACUUCAAAUGAUCAAGAAAAGAGAGUAUGAGCAUGAAUUUGAUCUCGAUGGGGAGAGAAAUGAAGAAACGGGAAGAUCUUUUGGCUCAAACGAGCAUUCAGAAAUGUCUUUUGUUGAGCUCCCAGGAAUGGAAUUUCGUGCUGCAUCAGUAAACAGCAGGAAAGACAAGUCUCUGCGAGUGAUGAGUCAGAAAUUCGUGAUGCUGUUUCUUGUAUCUACUCCUCAAAUCGUAAGCCUUGAAGGUGCUGCUAAAAUCUUGAUUGGAGAAGACCAGUUGGAAGACUUAGAUAAAAGCAAGUUUAAAACCAAAAUUAGGAGACUUUAUGACAUAGCAAAUGUUCUCAGUAGCCUUCAGCUUAUCAAGAAAGUUCACGUUACAGAGGAGAGAGGUAGAAAACCAGCAUUCAAGUGGAUAGGACCUGAGGUCUGCCUUCAGGAUACAGAACUUGAAACAACUUCUACAACCUGUCCCCCACCUAUUUCAGAAUCCAUCCCUUCCAAAGAGCAGUGUUCAAAAAACCUCUUUCCUUCAAGAGGAAAGCAAAGCUUCACCCGGCAUCCCUCUCUAAUAAAGUUAGUUAAAAGUAUAGAAAACGACAGAAGAAAGAUCCAAUCUGCUCCAACCAGUCCAGUUAAAAUCAGUGCAAGUACUGAUGGAAAUUUAUCAGCUUUCCCAGGUCCAAUAGCUCAGGUUCCAACAAUUGCCAAACACCAGCUGGAAGGACAAUCAAAGAAAGGAAAAGAGAUGAAAACGAAAUUGUCAGCACCUGCUCUGGAUUGUAACGUGUCCUCGCCCGAGGCCGUCCCCAAGCCCAAAGCUCCUGGCGCUGCAGCCCCCUCUCAGCAGACACCCCUCACUCAGGCUGGCUGUCCUCCAAGCCAGGGCUCAGCCUCACCACUCGUACUACCUCAUACUCAUUCUGGGGUGUCAUAUGCAAUAUACCUGCAUCCUUCCCAGGCCCACACUGUGACAACAUACAGCCCAAGUUUCAUGUUGCAGCCUCUGCCGUGUGCUAAUGUAACUGGAAUUGAAAGCAUUAAAUCAAAGGUAUUAAAUCAAGUAACCACUGAGGAAGGGGACAAUCAAAUGGUGACAGACGAUCCAACAAAGGCUUUGACAGCUGAGGAAAGACCGACUCUGAAACCAGAAACUUCAUCACAGAGAUGCCUUAAAAGAUCACAAGCAUUACAAGAGAACAAUGUAAUUAAAAGGCGUAGAAGUGAUGAAGAAAGCCUUGAUACUGCUCUGGGAGAGUCCAUUAAGAAGAAAAGAUCACCUUCCAAUAGCUCAGAAAUGAAUCACAAAAUGGACAGCUUCAAGGGAGAGACACAGAACAAAACAGAAACAUUAGAUCACAAUGUGGCAAGUUGCAACAACCAAUGCAAAAGAGAAGAUAUUCCACGGGAUGAGGACAAAAUCCAAACUAAACCAGACAUACCUGUGGCAUUUGCCAUUCCUGCUCACGAGACAUUUUUUCCCUCAGGUUAUCUUAUUCCCUUUACUCAGUGCACCCAUGGCAACAAGGCAGGCUUUUCUAAUCAAGAGAAAGCUGGGCUGUGUUCAUUGCAGCAGCCAACCUACAGCCCCCCCAUUGCUGGUGUCAUUCCAGUGACAGCUUCUGACCUGAAAGCAGUUAACAUCCCUGCUUUCCACAUCACACCCUUGAAUAUAAUGCUGUCACCCACUUCUGUAGCUGCUGCACCUGUACUGAGCAACUCCUGUCUCAAUUCAGUCAACACCAGUUCUACCCCAAAUCCAAGCUCUUCAGUUCUGAACUUUACGCUCCAACACAUAGGAUUAAUCCCUGCUGGUGUGCACGUUCCUGCAAACCCUGUUCUUCAGCACAUGCCAGUCUCUUCACAACCAGAAAAUGUCAGUGAUAGCUCAGCUAACAGGAACAUGCAAGAAGAGGCACCCUGUGUUCCAAAGGAACCCCAAGAGCCGCAGACAGCUACAGAAAGCUUCUUCCGCACACCAGGAGGGCCAAACACAGGGUCUUCCUCGUCUGCAAAACCAGGUGCUACCGAGACAAUCUCUCAAGGAACUCCCUAUAUUCCUCAACGAAAACUUGAAGUGUCAGAAGACUAA
Colius striatus (speckled mousebird) is the source of this 2735-nucleotide messenger RNA. RefSeq names its product E2F transcription factor 8 (gene E2F8). NCBI's taxonomy places the organism in Eukaryota, Metazoa, Chordata, Aves, Coliiformes, Coliidae. Gene Ontology annotation, molecular function: DNA-binding transcription factor activity, RNA polymerase II-specific; RNA polymerase II cis-regulatory region sequence-specific DNA binding. Gene Ontology annotation, biological process: regulation of transcription by RNA polymerase II. The coding region runs from base 12 to 2735 and encodes 907 amino acids. Gene Ontology annotation, cellular component: RNA polymerase II transcription regulator complex. The transcript has 13 exons. The record is from RefSeq and is a predicted model, not a curated record.